Molecule: messenger RNA, 1427 nt
Organism: Lasiosphaeria miniovina
Lineage: Eukaryota; Fungi; Ascomycota; Sordariomycetes; Sordariales; Lasiosphaeriaceae
Product: chromatin associated protein KTI12
Exons: 3
Coding region: 225-1265 (346 amino acids)
Biological process (GO): tRNA wobble uridine modification
Source: RefSeq, a predicted model, not a curated record
CGGAUUAGGUGUUGGGACUUGGACGAAAAGUCCCCUACCACUUAAACACUGGUAAUUAAAAUAAGGUAUUCGUAUGUAUGUACAUACGGAGUACAGAACCAGGUACGAAUACUUAAACGGUAGGUAUUCCAUAGCGAACUAACGUUAAUCCAUAAUGCCUGUGCCAGGUAUCCACCAUAGAUCCAUCAUAUUUCAAAGAGACCAGAAGUCCAACGGAAUUGACCAUGCCUCUCAUCAUCGUCACGGGCCUUCCGACAUCGGGCAAGUCGACGCGCGCCGAACAGCUGCACACCUACCUGGCCGAGCGCAUCGCCGCCCACAACGACAAGACCAAGUACCGGCUCCACCUAAUAUCCGACGAAACCCAGAGCAUCUCGCGGGCCGUCUACGACCUGUCGCCGACCCAGCUGCCGGCCCACGUGCGGUCCGCCAAUGCCUCGGAGAAGGACGCCCGCGCCGCCGUCUACGCCGCCGUCAAGCGCGUGCUGUCGCCCCGGGACAUAGUCGUGCUCGACGGUCUCAACUACAUCAAGGGCUGGCGCUACCAGCUGUUCUGCGAGGCCAAGAACAUGAGCACCCCGAGUGCCGUGCUGCAGGUUGGCUGCGCUGUCGACCGCGCACGCGCUGUCAACGAGGCCCGCCUGGAGAGGAGGAAGCAGUACCAGGAGGACCAGAAGCAAGAAGAGCCAGCACAGGCAGAAACUGAAAAAUCCAAGGACGUCGAGCCCUACGAACCCGCUAACUGGGAUAACCUCGUGUUCCGGUACGAGGAGCCCAACCCCAUGACGCGCUGGGACAGCCCGCUGUUCACGCUCAUCUGGGAGGACGACGCGGAACAGACGCGCCAGGUCUUCGGCCAGAUCUGGGACGCCGUGGCGGGCGAGGCCAAGAAGGUCGUGCGGCCGAACCAGUCGACGGUGCAGCGCGACAAGGACCCCGGCGGCGACUACCUGUACGUGCUGGAGCGGGAGACGCAGGACAUUGUCAAGAAGAUCCUCGAGAAGCAGCAGGAGUACUCGGACGGCGGCGGCGGCGAAGUCCGCAUCCCACGGGCCGCCGCCGCGGCUGGUGUCGCCGACGACGACCUGGUGGUGGAGCUCCCCGGGUCCAAGGUCGGGCUGCCGCAGCUGCAGCGGCACCGCCGCGCGUUUGUCGCCCUCAACCGCGGCGGCAUCGGCCUAGAGGCCGUCGGCAAGCUCAUGACGAGCCGCCUGCGCGAGAGCUUCGUGGGCUACCUCAACGACGCCUUCGAGAAGGACGGGUAGCGGCGAGAUAAAAACGAAGAACUUGUAGCCUUCUGAGACGAUUCUAUGCAUCACGACAUGAUGCUUCCAAUCCGCGAGAAACGCUCUGGGACUAACAGAGUGGAGAGAAAGGCACACUGCUGUCGGACCAUGUGCCGCGCAAACCUUUCAUGCGCUGAUGCU